This is a messenger RNA of Mesocricetus auratus (golden hamster), 1689 nucleotides long. RefSeq names its product proline-rich receptor-like protein kinase PERK9. Gene Ontology annotation, biological process: protein ubiquitination. The record is from RefSeq and is a predicted model, not a curated record. The transcript has a single exon. The coding region runs from base 196 to 1218 and encodes 340 amino acids. NCBI's taxonomy places the organism in Eukaryota, Metazoa, Chordata, Mammalia, Rodentia, Cricetidae. Gene Ontology annotation, molecular function: ubiquitin protein ligase activity.
ACUGGGGUGGGGUAGGGUGGGGUGGGGUGGACCGGAGGGCCGGGCGGGGCGCAGCAGCCAGCGGUUGCCUCCCCCGUCAGGCGACAACAGUCAGAGGGGGGAGGCAGAAGCGCCUCCUCCCCGCCUGGAGCCGGGGCUGCAGCGCAGGGGGAGGAAGGCGCCUCACCUAACCCCCGAUGAGGGGCGGAUCAUGCCAUGGCAGCCCCUGCGAACGACAGCGGUGGCAGCACCCAGAGCCGGAGCAGCAGCCCCGGGAGCCGGGAGGGAGUUGGGGGUACUGCGACGGGAGCUCGCGACGACAGGGACACGGGAGUCCGGGACACCACGGCGACCGCCCCCAACCUCCCUCCGCUCGAGGACUACGAGUGCAAAAUCUGCUACAACUACUUCGACGCGGACCGGCGCGCCCCCAAGCUGCUGGCAUGCCUGCACACCUUCUGCCAGGAGUGCCUGAGCCAGCUGCAGCUCCGCGCCGCCGCCGCCACCUCCAGCUCGGCCCCUGAGCGCGCGCCGCGCCCGCCACCCUGGCACGGCCCGCCCGGAGCCAUCGCGUGCCCGGUGUGCCGUCACCGCACGCCGCUGCCGGACAGCCGCGUGCACGGUCUGCCCAACAACACCAAGCUCGCCGAGGCCUUCCCGCUGGCUCUGCGCGCCGCGCACGAUCCGCUGCCCCAGGACCGGCUCCCGCCGCUGGCCUCCCGCCGCCCCGCGCCCACCGCCGCCCCGCCGCCAGCCUCUGCCCCGCAGCCACCGCAGCCGGCGCCACCACCCGCUGAGGACACCGCCCCCGGGCCUCGCAGCCGCCCAGGUCUCCGCGCCCCGGGAGCCUAUGAGAGCUGUCAGAACUGCAAGCGUGCGGCGCUCACCGCCGGCUGCGUGUGCGUGGUCUUCUCCUUCCUCUCCAUGGUGGUGCUGCUGUUCACCGGCCUCAUCUUCGUCAACCACUACGGCGGCGGCGGGGGUGGGGGACCCCAGAGCAGCGGUUCGUCCCCCGGCCCUGCCCCAGCCCCCGGAUCGCCGUCGCCCUCGCCCGUGGGACCUAUCUGUCUGUCCGUGGCUAGCAUACUGGCUCUCUUCUCCGUGGUGGUCACCUGGAUCAUCUGCUGGCUCAAGUAUCGGCCCGAGGGGGCAGCCGCUGCCUCGGCAGGGAGCGGCGGAGGUGGCUCCAGGGCGCGGGCAGCCGCGGCUCCCAGCAGCGGCAGGAGGAGCGACACGUAGAGGGGCGGCACACCCGGCUCCCGGUGCAUCGCCUGCCCCUGAGAAGCCCCAGAGGACCUGGCCUUAGGCUCAGUGCCCUGGGGCUUCUGCCCCGCUUCGUCUGUGACCAUGCACCACCGAGUCAAUGUGGAGCCUCAGUUUCCCGCCUCUGUCUUUCUGUUCUCUACUUUCUUUACUUAGGACGAGAGAGGAAAACAAGAGACACGGAUGCUGGUGUUGGGUGUCAGGGCCCUUUUACUCAGAUCUCUGCUUUAUGCGCCGCCUCACCCUGCUCAGAGUGUGUGGCUGUCUCUUCCCAAAGUCUGAGGCUGUGCCGAAAGCGGAUUCUUGGCGGCUGGGACUUUGGCAUUCAUUUAGGGGUGCGACGCGCGUGCUCGCCCGCAGCAGUUGUGAAUGGACUUGAAUCGCCUAAAGGGAGAAUGAAUGAGAUGAUGAGAUGUAAACGCAAAUGAUCUUCCUGCUUCUCAAAGA